AUUUAAAUCCCCCAGCAGGCCUAAUUGAGCUCACAAAUCCCAGUAAACUUUCGAAGGCUCUGAAUUCCGGGCGAAUUUUCCAAAAAACCUUCCCAAUAACCACCGGAUAAAUAAUGCCGUUCCAGUUCCCUCAAGUGGGCGGUUAGACAGUCGAUAUUUUGACUCGUCUGGAUUUUAGGGGCAGUUUGCACCCUUUACAAGUGUUUGUCAAUAUAAGAGUGUUGUGGGGCGAAGCCCUGUAGUGCGACGGCAUGUUUCACACCCUCUAGAACCAAAAAUGCCCCAUCACUUGGAAAGAUCUUACACAGCAGAUGGUGAUAGUGUUCAUUGAACGUGCUGUGAUCCUUGAAAUUAGUCGAAAAUGAAUUCUGUAUCAAUUCUGCUGGUUACAGCCAAUGUUGGUUCAAUAUUUGAGGAGCCGAAUGAAAUGCUUAAACUAUGGACUGAGGAAUUCUUGUCUAAAAUAGCCAAUUUGGAUAGCAAAUUUAUUGCCUUACAUUGCCAAGAAGUGGGUGGUAAGAACUAUGAAAACUCCAUGAAACAUGUGAAGAGAUUCGUGGACCAUCUCUGCUCCAGCAGCGAAUUGCAGCAAUUUAAUAAAGUGCGGAUAUACUUGGACGAGGAUUAUACUUCGGUGGAAAACUUCACAGCAUUGGGAAAUCUGUAUUUUAUUCACAACUCGAUAAAAGAGGUUUUGAUUUGGGACUUUAAAAAGGCCGAGUUUAUUGCCGUUGAGGAUACGCAAACAUUCUCAGGCAAUAUAGAAGCCGUUGAUACCAUAGAGAAGGCGAAAUUUCCGCAGCACUUUUUCCCAGAGUGCAAAUGGUCCCGGAAAGGUUUCAUGCGAACCAGAUGGUUGUUGUGCGGCACAGUGUUCGAUUUAGUCAACUUGCACUUGUUUCAUGACGCCUCAAAUCUGGUCUCUAUGUCCUCGUAUCCUUCAGUUUACUGCAGGAAUCGGCAAAGAGCACUGGAACAUACACUGUACCGGUUUCAUAACGAUGGCUUGGAAAAUGUACCGUACUUUGUAUUUGGGGAUUUUAACUUUCGAACUGAUAACGAAGGAGUUAUCAAACAACUGACCAGCGGCUUGACCAAAACCAGGGUACAAAACAUUAAAAACAAUGAUCAAACGAAAAUUCAUUAUAACAGUGAGGAUGACGACCUGAUUUUGACUGUGGGGAAGAAGGAGUUCAACCAUUCUGACCAUGCCAGGGUUUUUUUGAAUUAUGACUGGCUGAAAAAGUUUGAUAAGGAAUCGGAGGCUUUCGCGAACAUCCUGACUGAGUAUCCCAUUACGUUUGCCCCCUCGUAUCCUUUUGAGGAGACCAUUGCAAAAGGAGCCAAUUACAUGCCAACACGUUGCCCUGCAUGGUGCGACAGAGUUCUGUUCAGCCAUUCUGCUCAAAAAAUCAUCGACGAGAUGCAAAGUCACGACUAUGACUUAUUAGGACUGAAUACUUGCAUGGGAGACCACAAGCCAGUAUUCCUCCGAGUAUCCCUUCGGACUUACGCAGGUAUAGUUAAGUGUUGUGACCAUGCCUUGUUCGUUUGCUUGCCUGACACGUGUCGCUGUUGCCGCAAUUUUGCUUCCUACACAAUAAACGUGGUGGAUAUGAGCGACUACAUUAACAGCAAUGUAAAUCGCUCAUCAACGGACGUAUCCAUUGAUUCCUCAUUGCUGCAUGAUCGAGCAAACAAAGGCAUGCUAACGCUCGAACCGUAUACGCCUGAGAGUUCGAAUUCUCGAACGCCGCUGCCCGAAGAGGAUGAAACUCGAGAGGACAGCCGAAGAAGCUCGCUGUUAGCGACGGAGCUGAAAAGUAAAUUAGAGAAUAUAAUUUCAACCAAAGAAUUUCCUUUGAUUAGUCGAGCGUAUGUCGAUGAUGAGCUGCGACAGUUGAGCGGCAUGGUAGAGGCGAGUAGUAGACGUAGUUCGGAAGAGAGUAAAAGUAAUUGUAGUAAAGCUCAGCUGAAGAGUAGCGAUAGAAUCUCAAAUCGAGGCAAAAAGAAAGGAAAAAUCGUCGAAGAACCAGUGGAGCAAGCGUCUGGCGUUAGAACGGAUUCGGACAAAGACAUCGGCACCACCAGCGACUAUAUUUGCAUUCAAAAUAUUGUGCAUCCCAUGAAGAUUAUGAAAGAAUCUUCCGUCUAGAGCAAUUUGCACAUUACAGGGUUUAUCGAGUAAGAGAUAUCAAUAGUUUAUCAAUUUAAUAAGAAGAUCCAGAUGAAUCAGGGUAAUUUGAGCCGAUAUUAAUCUUCCGUGUUAUUACCACGCUUAAUAAUAGCAUAAUUGUAAACAGUGGAUUGACCCUUUUUUAAGCGUUUGUUAAGUUCAGUUAAAAUAUGUGUGUAACUUAUAGGUUUACGCAAGUAUUUAUUUGACUAAUUUAAACUUAAAGUAGAUAAAUAAUUUUGUACCUGAUUUAACGAGUAUUUACUUUAAUGCUGAUAAUACUUAGGAAUUGCGACUGUAUCUGGAAGAAAUCCACUAAUAUAAAUGUGUUCCCGUGUUUAACCAUGCAUGCAUCUCCGUGGUAUACUUAACUGACAAAUAAUGUUAAUAUAGACGUACUUAAAUCAUGUAAAUCACCAUAUUAAUGCGUGUAAUUUAUCGAUGUGUUUUGUUUGUGUUUUCUACCAGAUUUUAUUUUUGUUAUUCACGUGUUGGAAUAAAACAAGUUUAGUUAGUUAAA
This is a messenger RNA of Dendroctonus ponderosae (mountain pine beetle), 2696 nucleotides long. It is a transcript of the gene 5PtaseI, whose product is annotated as inositol polyphosphate-5-phosphatase A. The transcript is spliced from 9 exons. The record is from RefSeq and is a predicted model, not a curated record. Gene Ontology annotation, biological process: phosphatidylinositol dephosphorylation. Bases 362 to 2155 code for a protein of 597 amino acids. NCBI's taxonomy places the organism in Eukaryota, Metazoa, Arthropoda, Insecta, Coleoptera, Curculionidae. Gene Ontology annotation, molecular function: inositol-polyphosphate 5-phosphatase activity.